This is a messenger RNA of Cuscuta europaea, 970 nucleotides long. Lineage: Eukaryota; Viridiplantae; Streptophyta; Magnoliopsida; Solanales; Convolvulaceae. The record is from the annotation of a GenBank genome assembly.
AUUCCAAACACCCACAAAAGUAUAUUCCAAAUGGGUGAGGGUAGUUCAAAACAUGGCAGACGCAUAGUGGGUCCUUUACUCCUCUGAAUCUGAAGGUAGUCGAAACUCACCUACAGUUAGGCAGGAUACGGUGUUGAUAGGAGAGAAAAACACCGAGUACAUCCUUCCCUUUUUUCCGAAUCACCUUUUCCCGCACAUCAUUUGCCUGGUUAUUGAAAACCCUAGUGCUAACCAUAAAAAGUUCAGGCAAAUUAGAGGUAUGAGCAGAGAGACACCGCCUGAGCCACUUAAUUUCUUCAUUUGGACAGUUGAGGAUGUUGGCCUGUGGUUGGAAGAAAUUAAUCUCGGUAACUAUAGGCAAAGUUUCAAAGAAAAUGGUGUUAAUGGGGAGUACCUGGAAGGGUUGUCAAUGUUCUCAACUGAACAGAUCCUACGGUUUAUAAGAAGAUGCCACAUGAAAUGGGGAGAUUUCAUAACAUUAUGUAAGGAGCUUAGGAGAAUUAAAGUGGCUUGCUUAAAGGGUGAACAGAAAGUACACAGUCCGUGGUGGGCUCCAUCAUGCAUCUCUGUAGUCUUUGUCAAGGCGGCCAAGCGUAACAGGCAGUCAAGAGUUGUUUCAUUGAAACUUGAAUCUUGACAUUUGGAGGAUUUUCAUAACAGCCGCUUGUAUACAUCUUUUAUGUUUUUUUGGUGUUGAUGGAUGGUUGGAUGCUAUGCCUUUUUAGUUGCCUUUCUCUUCUUUUGAUGUAUACUUCCUUUGUUAAUGCUGUUGGUAUUUGUUUGUAUUGUGAUUCUAGUGGGGAGAACUUCCUCUCUUAUCAUUCUUACGGAGUAUUAUGUAUAAUCUAUACAUAUUGUAGGUUUUCAAACUCUCCUUGUAACAAAGGUGUGAUGAGAUCAACCUCAUACAAGUUAGAAGUUACAGUUACACACUCCACUUUUCACUGAAAUUGCACUCCUUAAACUUCCC